Molecule: messenger RNA, 1962 nt
Organism: Clonostachys solani
Lineage: Eukaryota; Fungi; Ascomycota; Sordariomycetes; Hypocreales; Bionectriaceae
Source: the annotation of a GenBank genome assembly
AUGAGAGGCUUGAAGUUACACAAAGAUGGAUCGGAGGAGCCCAGUGGCAGCAAAAAAGGUUGCCUAUGGGGAUCUUCUCCAUGGGCAUUUGAAAUCAUCGGCCUGGUCCUCGCCGCCGCACAGUUCUUCGCCAUGUUCGGCGUGUUGGUGCAUUUCGACGGGAAAGAGCCCAACACUUCGUCCAUCAUUACCCCCAACACCAUCGUAUCCAUUUUAUCGACGGGAUCAAAAGCGGCAUUGCUGUCUGCGGCUGCCGGAUGUAUCGGUCAAGCAAACUGGGUACUUUUCGCAGGCCAGCCUCGGCGGCUGUACGAUUUUGAGUUGGUCUCAGACGCGAGCAGAGGGCCUUUGGGCAGCAUCCAGCUCUUGUUGAGUAGAAAGUUCCGAGGAGGGGUUCUGGUUCGACUGGGUGCAGUGAUUACCAUUCUCACCAUUGCCAUGGAUCCCUUUGCGCAACAGCUAGUCCAGUUACAAAAUUUGCAGGUUUCAGAGCCAGGAGGACGCAUCUCCCAAGCUGUACGAUACUCUCUUGUGAAUCCCGCGGGUCGAAUUGACACGGCUACUCCCGCCAACGCUGACGCCGAUUUCACAAUGAAAGCCGCCGUCAUGUUUGGAACCACCGCUAGUUCACAGAGUAUUGUGCAGCAAGCCACCCUUUCCUGUCCUGGAGAGUUAUGCGAAUUUUCCAGCGUAGCCUCCUUAGCCGUGUGUAGCAGAUGCAAUGAUAUCGACUCAUCUCUGGAGCAAACGGAUGAUGGAGACGGAAUGCUGUGGUACGAAUUAACAAAUGGCAUCGAUGGAAUUGAACGCGGGGUGAAUUGCACCCGUUACUCCUUGCCAAAUGGACUAUAUUUGGACAACAUCGAUAACAGGCACGGAACUGGAGAUAGGAUGGUGUAUAUGACUACCUGGGGAACUGCGAACCGGACCAAGACAAUAUCCAUGGAGGAGCUUGACACCUUGAUCUGGUCGCAAAGCAUGAUAAAGGUAUCAAACGACACGACGGCCUCGGAGAAUAUUGUCUGGCCUAAUUUCAAGGUCCACGCUACUGAGUGCGCUUUGUAUUACUGUGUCAAAGAAUACGACUUCACGGUUCAGAACAGCACAAAGAAGGAGGUGUCAAGCAAGAUCCUCACAGAAGUCAGACGAAAUUAUGAGUCCUGGUUACCCCAGCGCCAGUUUGCUAACGAGAGGCUCUCCGCCGACGUCAUCGAAAGCAUUGCGUUCAACAAGAAUGAUUCUCUAGUGUCGCGGUCUGACCUUCAACUGCAGAGUGAUGGGGAUGGGUCCAAGAAAACAUGGAACAUCUCAGACGAAGCUGUGAAAGGCAUCAGCUAUUUUGCGCAGACUCUUUUCUCUACAUGUAUCCUUGGGAAUUGCUCUGACGUCCCUGACGAAUGGCAGGCGCCGACGGGCUUCUACCAGUCGCACCAGCAAAUCGGCCAUGAGCACAGACCUGGGCCAGCGAAGCCGUUGUGGGAGAGCACAGAUCUCAGUGCUACUUUUUCCAACAUUGCUAUGAGCAUGAGCAAUGCGCUCCGGGAUAGUGAUGACACGGGGCAGAGCCAGGAGGGGAUGGUCACCAGAGGUAUAACGACAUAUCGCAUUGAAUGGCCUUGGAUUGCUCUGCAUGGGUUUCUUGCAAUGGCCAUGGCCGUUUUCUUCUUCUUGUCACUCACUUCCAGGGCCCCAGAUGGGGCAAGAGUUCCUGUCUGGAAAACGAGCAACCUGGCAGUCUUGUCUAGAGGCUAUCUUGUGCCAGAUAUUAUGCGGGAUGAGCAGACGUCUGAGCAACUGGAAAGGACAGCCAAGGCAACACAAGCAAGAUUGAUAUUCACGGAUCAUCAAAAUCCGAUGCACCAUGUUCAAGCAGGGUCAGAGUCACCAGAGGAGGUAGAAAUGGUUCCAGUUCCUAAUGUUGGGAAAGCAAGCAGGGCAAGGGAUCGGUCUGGUCCAGUAUAA